GCAUCUCUCAAAGUUCACUCUUUCUUCACACAAAAAAGUCAUCUGUGGACGACACGCAGCGUCAAAUUUGCGAUAUUUUCCCAAAAUUUCAAUAUUUCUACCGCGAUAAAUCGCUUCAACUAGUGUGUAGUUUCUUUUCCCGAUCGCCAGCUCCAUUUUGCUGGUGAUUUCAUUGGUUUUUGGUUUUGAAAAAGGUUAUUUGAUUUGCCUCGGUCGCGUGACCCUCUUGGACGGACUGGAUGCCUGCCGGUCAGAUUUGCAGAACAAAACAAAGAAGUAAAAACUCCCCUCCCUAGAUAUCGGGCACGAUAGUAUAAAGGGGUCAAACGAGUUUUGCAAAUUGGAGAAUCCUACGAGGAGAAGGGAGACAAACUAGAGAAGACGCUCCUGAACCAGAUUCGCGCUCUUUGUGGAAGCUGCCGGUGUUGCGCGAAGCUAAAUUUCCCUUUCGUUUUGUAAAGAACACCCAUCUAUCCACCCAUCCACAAUCACACGAGUUUUUGGGCCUUUCUCUGGUUGUUGUUUUGUGGCGCGUAAAUUAGCUCGCCACGAAAUAGUAACGGGACUCUUCAGCAGCAACAGCGGCCUGUGGUCAGUCGCCCGCCGAAGCGUAACAAAACACAGACAAACAUUUGCAAAAACAGCGACAAAAUGACGUGGGAACCGCAGGCAGAAGGAUUGAAUCAAAUCAUCACGCUGCUGAAGCAAUCGCAAUCGACAGACAAUGCGAUUCAGCGUGCCGUACAGAUGAAACUAGAAGAGCUGAACCAGUUUCCAGAUUUUAACAACUAUUUAAUUUACGUGCUAACCAAGUUGAAAACUCAAGAUGAACCAACCCGAUCGUUGUCGGGUCUGAUACUGAAGAACAACAUCCGCAUACACGCAACUCACCUUCAGCCAGCGAUUAUCGAGUAUAUCAAGCAGGAAUGUUUGAUGGCCCUGGGAGAUCCGUCGCCUCUGAUCCGCGCAACAGUGGGUAUCCUGAUAACAACCAUUGCCAACAAGGGCGGUCUCCAAACGUGGCCCGAGCUCCUUCCGACGCUGUGUGACAUGCUCGAUUCGCAAGAGUACAGCGUUUGCGAAGGUGCAUUUGGCGCUUUGCAGAAAAUUUGCGAAGAUUCGGCCGACACUUUGGAUAGCGCUGCCCUGAAUCGCCCGUUGAACAUCAUGAUUCCGAAGUUCCUGCAAUUUUUCCGUCACUCGAGCCCCAAGAUUCGCUCGCAUGCCAUCGCCUGCAUCAACCAGUUCAUCAUCAACCGAACGCAAGCCCUGAUGCUCCACAUCGAUACGUUCAUCGAGAAUCUGUUCCAUCUAUCCUCGGAUGAGGACCGAGAAGUGCGGAAGAACGUUUGUCGGGGUUUGGUUAUGCUGUUGGAGGUGCGAAUGGACCGCUUGAUGCCCCAUAUGAACAACAUUAUCGAGUACAUGCUGAUCCGAACGCAGGAUCCUGAUGAAACGGCGCUGGAGGCAUGUGAAUUUUGGCUUUCGUUGGCCGAGCAAACCAUUUGCAAGGAAGCACUCACGCCACAUUUGGCGCAGUUGGCACCGGUGCUUGUUCGGGGUAUGAGAUACUCUGACAUCGACAUAAUCAUCUUGAAGGGUGAUGUCGAAGAGGACGAAAUGAUUCCGGAUCGAGAGGAAGACAUCAAACCACGAUUCCAUAAAUCGCGAACGCAUACACAAAAAGCCGGUAAUAUGAAUUCGCAGGAUCAAGGUGCCAGACCGAUGGAAGGAAACGAUGAGGAAGAGGACAUGGAUGAUCCUUAUGACGACAUGGACGAUGACAGUAAUCUGUCCGAUUGGAAUCUGCGCAAAUGCAGCGCAGCAGCAUUGGACGUUUUGGCCAAUGUCUUCAAGGACGAUUUCCUCCCGAUCCUCUUACCGAUUCUGAAGGAAACCCUGUUCCAUCAAGAUUGGCAGAUCAAGGAAAGUGGAAUCCUGGCCUUGGGUGCCAUUGCCGAGGGAUGCAUGAAUGGGAUGAUUCCACAUUUGCCGGAGUUGAUUCCGUAUCUUAUUUCGUGUCUUUCGGACAAGAAAGCGCUGGUACGUGCAAUCACUUGUUGGACGCUCUCCCGAUAUGCUCAUUGGGUUGUCAGUCAGCCGCACGAUCAGUACUUGAAACCGCUGAUGGAGGAACUUCUGAAACGCAUUCUCGAUGCGAACAAACGUGUCCAGGAAGCAGCUUGUUCAGCAUUCGCCACACUCGAGGAGGAAGCAUGUACGGAAUUGGUUCCUUAUUUGGGAUUCAUACUCAAAACCCUGGUAUUUGCCUUCGGUAAAUACCAACACAAAAAUCUGCUCAUCCUGUACGACGCGAUCGGAACCUUGGCGGAUUCCGUUGGCCACCAUUUGAACAAACCGGAGUACAUCAACAUGCUGAUGCCACCGUUGAUUCAGAAGUGGAACAUGCUUAAAGACGAAGACAAAGACCUGUUUCCGCUGUUGGAGUGUUUGUCCAGUGUGGCAACGGCGCUGCAGUCUGGAUUUUUACCAUACUGCGAACCGGUGUACAGAAGAUGCAUAUCGUUGAUACAGCAAACGCUGAAUCAGGAUCUUGCGAGUACUGCCAGUCCCGGACAGUUCGAGCUUCCGGAUAAAGAUUUCAUGAUCGUAGCUCUGGAUUUACUAUCUGGACUGGCUGAAGGACUCGACGGUCAUAUUGAGUCCUUGGUGGUCAGUAGUAACAUCAUGCAGCUUCUUUAUCAGUGUAUGCAGGACUCAAUGCCUGAAGUUCGGCAGUCUUCGUUCGCACUACUUGGGGAUUUGACAAAGGCCUGCUUCCAGCACGUCCACCCAUUCAUUGCCGAUUUCUUGCCCAUAUUGGGCCAGAACCUGAACCCGGAGUACAUUUCAGUGUGCAAUAAUGCUACUUGGGCCAUCGGUGAAAUUAGCAUAAAGCUUCGUGAUGAUACGAAGCCGUACAUCCCGUUGGUGUUGGCACAGCUCAUUGAAAUCAUCAACAAUCCUAAUACUCCAAAAACACUUUUGGAAAAUACAGCAAUAACAAUUGGUCGACUCGGUCUUGUGUGCCCCCUAGAAGUGGCUCCUUCAUUGCAACAGUUUGUGCGACAGUGGUGUUCAUCACUCCGAAACAUUCGGGAUAACGAAGAGAAAGAUUCCGCCUUCCGUGGUAUGUGCCAAAUGAUUACCGUUAAUCCCGUCGGAGUGGUACCGGAUUUCAUCUUCUUCUGUGACGCUGCAGCCUCGUGGAUGAGCCCGAAGGCAGAUUUGCACGAAAUGCUACAAAAGAUUCUGCUCGGCUUCAAGACCCAAGUGGGUGAGGAGAACUGGAGUCGGUUUGUCGAACAAUUCCCUCAGCAGCUCAGUGAGCGUUUGGCAGUGAUGUACAGCAUCUAAGAGCUGACAUGUAACGAUGGUUCUGCGGUCCAUGCAGCGGUAUGUAGAGGCGCAUUUUAACGUUUUUUUCUUUAAAAUAAUCAAGAACAUUGUGCUUGAGAAACAUUACAAACCUUAGCAUCACAGUUGGAGUGGGACUAGGAUCGAAAGGGUUACAGCAGGAAGAAACAUUCGGUGUUUGGAGAUACUUUUGACUCGAUACUAUUUAUGGUAUCAGUAACAGUCGGUGGAUAGCUGGUUAGAACAGUACUGCUACAGUAAAUUACUUGGUAGAGUGAAGUACUGAAAAUUCGUUGUAUACAGUUUGCAUUUUUAUAUCAUGGAAAUUCAUAGGGUCCGUUUUAAAACAAUGUUUUUAUUUCAAAAGUUCAGCUUGUCGUGUCUUACCAAUUCGAAGAAAAAUAAAAGAAAACAAUUUAA
Aedes albopictus (Asian tiger mosquito) is the source of this 3777-nucleotide messenger RNA. RefSeq names its product transportin-1 (gene Tnpo). Gene Ontology annotation, cellular component: cytoplasm; nucleus. The record is from RefSeq and is a predicted model, not a curated record. The transcript is spliced from 9 exons. Gene Ontology annotation, biological process: protein import into nucleus. Gene Ontology annotation, molecular function: nuclear import signal receptor activity; small GTPase binding. NCBI's taxonomy places the organism in Eukaryota, Metazoa, Arthropoda, Insecta, Diptera, Culicidae. Bases 652 to 3357 code for a protein of 901 amino acids.